Molecule: messenger RNA, 3167 nt
Organism: Hemicordylus capensis (graceful crag lizard)
Lineage: Eukaryota; Metazoa; Chordata; Lepidosauria; Squamata; Cordylidae
Gene: PGAP4
Product: post-GPI attachment to proteins GalNAc transferase 4
Exons: 3
Coding region: 518-1723 (401 amino acids)
Biological process (GO): GPI anchor biosynthetic process
Cellular component (GO): Golgi membrane
Molecular function (GO): glycosyltransferase activity
Source: RefSeq, a predicted model, not a curated record
UGAACUGGAAAGCUCAACGCGUUCCAGCUCAACGUUGGGCUGGAACGCGUGGGUGUAAUGAUAAAGGCUGUAAAGGUAAGCCGCUCACUCUUCGCAAAUCGAAGUGGGUGAGCUUCGGGGCGAAAGAGCCCACAUCGCUUGCAAUACAAAAGGGAGGCAGGAAAAAAAACCGCCGGCGAGUCAAGCAACAAGGCAGAAAGGAGAAAACAGACCUGCUGCUGUCUAGACUCAGCAAACCGGGGAGUCUUCUAGACUUGUCGGCACUAAGAAGGAAAGAAGAGAGGGGCGUCUUUUAAACGCGAGUAUCCAGUGUGGAUAACUAGCUGGCUUGAUCUGCUCCAGAUGGGAAACCGAGGGUCGCCUUCAUCCUGCUGCUUUCCCAACUGAGACUGCUUUCUUCUGUUCAGUGCUGGCUUUAUGGGGUUUGAAUCUCGUGGUCAUCUCUAUUAUCCACCACAUUACCAGAAGAAACAAUGAGUUGAUCAAAUGACUUGAGGCAUGACUCCAGAACAGCCACAUGCUGAAUGUGGCAACCAUGCUCCCACAGGGACUGCAGCCUUGGAGGAGGCAGUUCCGUUGGUCCAGCCCGUGUGUGCAUUUCUUUGUCUUGACUGUUGUGACAUUUGGCGUGCUAGCUCCAUUGACUUGUCAGCAACUCCUCCAUUCCUAUUUCUACAUGAGACACUGGUACCUGAACUCAAUGAGUCAAGAGUUCCUCCAGCAGAACCAAGAGGAUGGCCUGAGUGCCCUCCACUAUUUUGAGAGACUGCAGACUCCAAAUUCAUCUGAGAAGGUGGCCAGUGAAGCCUUCCAGCCCUGGUUGCUAAUUACCAUCAUCACGGUGCAGAGGCGUCCUGAGUUCCACUACGUCCUUCAAGUGGCAUCCCGCUUCCACCGCCUCCUCCAGGAGUGUGGCCCUUCUUGCCAACACCACCGGAUCUUGCUUUGUAACGUAGAAGCAGAUCCCAGCAGCCACCAGGAUGCCAAGCUCCUAGCUAAAUCCUUUCCUGUGGUGAACCGCUAUGGUAGGCGUGAGAAUUCGGUCCUUUCACUGAACCGGUUUGAAAAAGAGAAGCAGGAUUACGCUUACUGUCUUGAGAGAUCGCUCCAGACCUACAAUCCGAAGUACGUGCUGCUGGUGGAAGAUGAUGCUAUCCCGGAGGAGGAGAUCUUUCCAGUACUCCAUCACCUGUUGCAGAUGCGGUUCUCAAAGCCCCACCUCCAAAACGCCCUUUACGUGAAGCUCUACCACCCUGAGCGACUACAGCAUUAUAUCAACCCAGAACCCAUGAGGAUCCUAGAGUGGCUUGGAAUAGGGAUGUUCUUGGGGUCCCUCUUGGGCUUUCUGUACUCCUGGACAUCUUGCCGCUCUGCCCUCAGUUGGCCCAUUGUGCUGUUCUUUGCCCUGUAUAGCAUGCUGCUGGUAGAACUGGUGGGCCGCCAUUAUUUUUUGGAGCUUCGCCGCUUGGCCCCUCCACUCUACAACAUAGUGCCCGUGACAGAGUGCUGCACCCCUGCCAUGCUGUUCUCUGCUCCUUCUGCCCACCGUGUCUUGGGUUACCUGAAGGAGCUACGCUGUCGCCCUGGCUUUGCCAAAGAUACUGCCCUUUAUUCCCUAUUGCGUACCAUGAGUGAGCGGGCGUUUGUGGUGGAGCCCAAUUUGGUCCGGCAUGUGGGGAUGUUUUCUAGUAUCAGGCUGAGUGACAACCCCAAGCUGCUUUGACGCUUCAAGGCUUGUUUAAAAACUGCAACAGAUGAACUGAAGCCCCCUGUGAGGUCUCCGUAGCUGGGCCAUACUAUUUUAGACUGCAGGUUCUGAUUUUCUUUGAAUGGUCCUUCACAUAAAUUGCACUCCAAAAGUACAAAACUAACAAGUCAGGGAGAGGGUUCUAGCAAUAUUAGUUUUCUAUGAGUUUUUCGUAUAUAGGGCAGGGUUAUUUAUUUAUUUGAUUUCUGAUUUUCCCAGUGACGUCUUCCCAGGUGGCGACGUGGGACUCUCCAGAUGUUGCCGAACUACAACUCCCAUCAUCCCCAGCUAUAAUAAAUUGUGGCUGGGGUGAUGGAAGUUGUUGUUCAGCAAGAUCUGGAGAGCUGUACAUUGCCUACCCCUGACAGGGUAUGCAUGGGGUGCAUAAAAACAUCAACACCACUUUGAAUCUGAAAUGGUGCAGUCUUGUAGUCGGUAAUCACAUGUAGCUCUGAGUUACGUCUUUUGCAGUAAAACAGUAAGAGAUUAGGAAGCUCUGUGGCUGAUAGCGUUAUCAGAGAUGGUGCUGUAAUAAGUGUGUGUGUGUGUGUGUGUGUGUGUGUGUGUGUGUGUGUGUGUGUGUGUAAGUGUGUAAGAGACUCUCCAUUGAGAGGCAUUAGUUGUCUUUCUAGAAGACAAAAUAUUGUACAACUGCCUUAGCUUUCCAAAUACCGACAGCAAUAUUCAGGGAAGAGGAUGGAUCUGUCAUUAUCCCAACACCUAUUUUUCCAUGUAUCUCAUCUAUAUUGCUUUCACUCAGAGCCAAUCUGUGUGCUUUUGCUAGCAUGGUGCACUCGUUUCGUGGGAAUGCACCAAUUUAGAAUUCACAUGAGAACGUGCUCAAUUCAAAUUGUAACAUUGCCCUACAUGUGCAAAUCCUUCACAUUGGGGAGCGGGCUGUAUUAACCACUGUGGCCCCAGAAGAUCUGAAAAGGCCAGCUGAUCUUUGUAUUCUUGCUAGAUCCAUUUCCAUCUCUCUUGCUUGUCUCCAACCAUGGUAUGUGUUCCUCAAAAUAGGAAGUCCAGAGGUAUUUCCAUCCAGUGACCCACCACAAUCAAUCACUUGCUUUCUUGACCACCAACUAUUCAAAAUACCAGUUGGACGAUUAGCACCACUUGGAAGUUGACCUAGAGGGAAAUGGAAGAGUCCCACCCUGCUUUCCCCACAUUUCCUCUGCAUUGACCAUCUCUUGCCCCAGGUGCUCGUCUUUCUGACUUCCUCCUUACUUUUUCUUGGUAAUGUGUUUCUUAACAAGUAUGCGUGCCUUAUCCAGAUACACAGCUUCUGAGAAGCAUUUUCAGGCUGUUUUUGCACUCUGAUAAUCUGUGUGAACAAUAGGGAUGGGCCCGGACCGGUCCGGAGGCCAUUGUAAAGGCCUCCAGACCGGUCUGGACCUGGGCGGUCUGGUUCGGGGGCGGG